CAAUGUUACUUGCUCCACUCGCUCCCGUGCCCGGGGGCUGGGAGCUCAGCUCGGAACUCAAGGAUUAAUGGACUGAUCCCCUAACAAUUGGGACUUGUAAAACAUACCCAGUCACAAGCCCCCUCCCUGGGUUUCCCCCUCUCUCUGCACCUCUCUCUCCCCUGACUGUGUCUGUAGGUGAACAUGUGAGGUGGGAAUAAAUCAUGCACACAGAAGAAGGACCGCCACCCAGCCAGGAGGAUGACUCCUCAGCAGAAGUCUAAUUUGCCGAAGGGGCAGAGCGAAGAAGAUCUGAGAUUGUGGAUGCAGGAGUGGGGCAAGUUUUCCAUCUGUAAACUGGAGAUAAUACCACCUCCCUCCUUCACAGGGUGUGAUGAAGAUUACUACAUUUAUGUCUAAGAUGAAACCCAUAGUCCAAAGAAGACGCUCUACCCCAUCUGCUAUUACCAAAGCUCUCAGCAAGUCCAAACACCAUUCCAGGGAAAUUACAGUUUCCUCAUCCCAUCCAGAUAAUGGGCUGCCAACCGGGGCUUUCAGUAGCCCAAAUUCUGUUUUCAUCCUGGAUGAGCGUGUACAGCUAACUGUGGGACUGCAGACUCAGGAGAGACACUUAUUCCUCUUCAAUGACAUGCUGAUCAUCGCCAAAUCAAAGUCUUCCUCGAGCUUGAAGCUGAAGAAGCAAGUGCGUCUCAGUGAAGUGUGGACAGGCACCUGUCUCAGUGAAGUGACAGAGAAGAAACUGAGUCCAGAGCAUUCCUUUGUCAUUGGCUGGCCCACCACCAACUGUGUCAUCACCUUCAGCUCAUCCGAGGUGAAAGAACGGUGGCUCACGACAUUAUUGUGGCAAAUCAAUGAGACAAAACAGAAUGAAUAUCUGAAAGCCCUGAGUCUCCAAAUCCUUGUACUGGAUAUUGAAAACUGUUCUUCUACUGCUACAGUCAAUGUGUCUAAUACAGAAAUAGCAGACAAUGUGAUCAAGAAGACAGUUCAUCAGCUUGGACUUCCUGGUAGACCGAGUGACUACCACCUCUGGGUGAUAUCUGGAAAGGAUGAUCCUGCUUACCCUUUAAUUGGCCAUGAGCAUCCUUUUAGCAUUGUCUUGAGCUCCCUCCAAGACACUGUUGACCAGCAUCAAGGUACCAACAACAACACACUCCUAGCUGAUGGCACAGAGGCUUCCCUCCUGGACCAGCUCCCCAAGGACAGACAGUGCCAAUUCAUCCUGAAACCCAAGCCCCAAGCCCCAAUGCAGCUAAGGAGAGAAUCAUUGCAGAAACAUACCAAGAGGAAGAAAUCCUUGAUUGAUUGGGCCCUGCGUCGGAGCACAAGCACUCCCACAGGCAGUCCACCAUCACACUCCCCAACGACACCACGGAAACUUUUUGGCCUAUCUCUGUCCUCCGUCUGCCCUGAUGGACUCCUUCCCAAGCCAAUUAUGGAUAUGCUGCUUCUCCUCUACCAUGAAGGUCCCUCCACAAGGGGCAUUUUCAGGCGCUCAGCCAAUGCCAAGACCUGUAAGGAACUGAAAGAGAAACUGAACUCUGGAGAUGAAGUCCAGAUGGAUGGGGAGUCCGUCUUUGUGGCUGCAGCAGUCAUCACAGAUUUUCUACGAAAUAUACCUGACAGUGUUCUAUCCUCAGACAUGCACGGGUUAUGGAUGGAAGCUGUGGACACAGAAAAUCGAGCACAUAAGAUAGAAGUCAUUAAAAGCCUGGUGAAUCAGCUCCCAGAAGCCAACCUCCUUUUACUCCGAUACCUCUUUGGAGUCCUGCACCACAUUGAGCAGAAUUCAGGAGUGAAUCAGAUGAAUGCCUUCAACCUGGCUCUUUGCAUAGCUCCCAACAUGCUGUGGCUCCCCAGUCCCACUGGGCCCGAAGAGGAAAGCAGGUCUACAAAGAAGGUGGCUAUGCUAGUGCAAUUUCUGAUUGAAAACUCAGCAGAAAUUUUUGGAGGGGAUAUUGCAUCGUUGUUUCAAAGACCAGACAAAGAGAAAUCAAAAGGCUCAGAGGACUCCCUAGGUACUAGAAUGGCCCAGCAUGAUGAUUCAUCCGAUGAGAUGGAGUUUGCUGCCUGUGAUCAGGAAAGACCAAAGCACCAGCCAGUUCCUGAAGCAGACAUUGUGUUUGAUCCAUCCGGUGAUUUGUUACUUGAUGAAGAGCGGGAAGACUGGGACUUGUUUAGUGAGAUCGCAGCCUGCUACCAGAGCAAAACCAGGAAAAAUGCUAGUGCAGACAGCUACGACCUUCUGGAGGAGGAGGGCUCCUUCUGCUCCAUGGGCUCAAUACGCUCACUGAGCCCAGCAAGGGAUCGGUGCUCAUCUGAGCCCAGUGUCUGUGUCAGCUCUCAACUUCCUGCCCAGAGCCACGAGCCAGUAGCCCGCCAGUCCAGCUGCGAUGCCACCAUCAUGCACAGCCACACGGACUACAUUCAUAGGCUGAAGCAGCUGCAGCUAGAGAGCCAGAAGCUGAUUGAUGAAGGCCUGAGUCCCAGGGUUAAAACCAGGCAGAAUUUCUGGCGCUCACCUCAGACUGGAGCUAGGGUAAAGAAGUUGAGCUUUCAAAAAAACAGUCUGUCCAAUAGGUCCAGCUUUUCCAGCCUGUCCUCUACCACCACUUCUCCCUCUGCCUCCUCAUUAAGUUCCUUAGACAGUGCUUUCUCCUACUGCUCAGAGUCUUCAGCCUUCAGCCCCACAGAUGUCUCCUCCUUGCCUUUCAUGUUCGGCACUUCUGCCAGACUCUACACCUUAUCUCCAAAGACAGCAAAGCAGUCCCAGAAAGAGUGGCACAAGCCCUUAACCUCUCCUUUGCCCUUGAACCCUUGCAGUUUGGACUCUUGUAAUGAGUGUGAGCAAAAGGACAUAGGGUGCAGCCAUAGCACUGGGGAAGUAAAGGGCUUUACCCCCAUCAGUGGAGUUGCCAUGGGAAGCUUGCUAAAUGAGAGUGGCAGUGAAGGGGAGGAAAGAGAGAUGGGAAGUACAGGGCUCUCUGCACAAGGUUGUCGCGCAAGAAGUGAAGGUUAUUUCAAAGAGUGUAAUCACAACGCAGGCCAUGGCACCCACAUCCAAGACAGCGAAAGCUCCUCAGCAAUCAGCCAGCAAGUGCACAGGGAGAAAUCAGUGAAGCACAUUGAGAUAAAGGGCUCUGAGGUGUCCAGACAGGAAAGCCUGAAGCGUACCAAGAUAACCUUUUACAUGGCCCCAAAUACAGAAAGUCCAAGGGGGUCUCCAGUAGAGCAGGAAGAGAAGGGUUUGGCUGUGAACCUCAGCACCAGCAACUCAAACAGCGGUGAGCAAAGCACCUCCAGGAGUCUACCGACAGUUAGGGUGCAGAUCCCCCAGACAGUGUUUUACGGGCAGAACACCCCGUUGGUGCUGCAGUCAGUCUCCAGGCGAUACCAUCAUGAAUGGACCAACCACUCCCUGCAAGCAGAGUGCAAACAGGUCCCCCAGAACAGCUCCCCUCCAGGGGAGCUGGCAGAGGCACAACAAGAGCCACAGGCCAAAACCCACGGCAAAAGCAUCAACACCUUCAGUCACACCAUCCGCAUCAUCCUCCCUGCCUCCAUCCGCAGCACCGUCAGGGAGUACUUCAAGCACGACGAGGUCAAGGCCUGCCACGCGGCAGAGGCAGAAGCUGUGGAAAAUGAGCUCAUCCGGAGCAGGGUGGAGUGGCUGAGGAGCCAGCCCCACACAGUUGCAUCCCCAGAGGAGUGUGAUGCAGUGGCAUUCGCAGAAGAGACGUUUGUGUAGGAAACAUAUGAGUGGGAGCUGUGACUGCUGACUCUCUCCAGUGUGCUGUGGAGCUUGUUGUAUAGAGGCAUGACCGAGGGGUGAAGAAUCCAACAGGCUGCAUGGGUCAAUAAGUGUAAAGUGAUGAGAUGUGCAAUUCAUGUCGGAGUUUGGGUUUGGUUGCUGUUGUUGUCGUUCUCUCUUUUUUUUUUUUUUUAUUCUUUGCUAUCUUUUCUACAGAAGGAACUUAACUGACAGGUGUGGAGUAGGCUAAGUACAGCCUAAAUCCUCCCCCAGUUUUAAAUUAGCAAACCUGUACAAAGAAUUUCCCUCAAAAUUUCAGGCUCUCCUUGUUGUUUUGCCUAGAAUUGCAGGUGCACACGGGAAUGUGAAGGGGUUUGGCCGGCAAACCUGCAAACUCAUACAGCACUUUUACACAUGUUCCAGUUCAUGCUGAUUAAACUGCAUCGGAGCAGAUGGAUCGUUUUAAUCAGAACACUUCAGUGUCCUGCAGCGUCUCAUCGAACGAGCUCAUCAAAUGAGUUUUAGUUUAAGUGCUUCCACCACCAUUUUGAAAUGCGGGACGCUGAAUACACAAGACAUUGUGGGCUUUUUAAUUAGAGUGGCUCCCAAGAGCCACUCUAAUUAAAACACCCUCCCCCUAACCCCAAAGCACGUUCCGUGGGUUUUCUUACAGUUUACAAAAGAACCCGGGAAUAUGGAGCAAAGUGUUGUGUCAGCCUGCAUUUAUUUUAGCUUGUAGUGAGCUCCACUAUGUUAUCUUUUUCUUAUCGACAUUCAUGGGAAUCCAGAGCAAGGAGCUUCCCCCUGAAUUAAGAGUUAGCUGAUUUUUCCUUCUCCAACUUCCUCUGGCUCUGUGGUUUGGCUCAUCAAAAUUGAAGGAUUUUGUUGCUGCUGCUGAUUGAGGUGGGUUUCAAGGGCACCUGAAUAGUGCAUUCUGGGAGCAAAGCACCCACAAUUCCUCAUGGGUUGAGUGAGAAGCAUGCUUUUAAGACCUGUGGCUUCCAAUCUGUUAUAGUGCAUUCAUUUUCUUCUCUCCCGCCUCUUCCCAUCAAAUAUUUGGGAAAGAGCUCCACCACCUCAAGAGAGCUAUGACACUUCACCACCACUGAGGAGCCCUGCUCCUUUGUUACCUUUUGGGAAUAGUUGGUCCUACACAAUCCUAGUACAGGAUACAAUUCUUUCCUGAGGGCUCCUAAUUGUCGGUAAAAAUUCAUAACUCAUUUUUUAACAAGGUAGUAAAAGAUGCAAUGUGCAUAGGGAUCCUCAUUAAAUCCCUAAUGACUUUUAUGAGGAGUUACAUAUGGUUUGAUUUUGGCAUGGUAGUUAAAGGGUUGUGAAAGUAGUUAAGAUGUGUUGCUGAGUGGAUGCUGAAGUUAGGUCCUUUCUGGCCAGAGAAUGGCCCACUACUCCAAGUGCUAGAUGAGGUGAAGGUCAGGAAAGAGCGAGCUAUUAGAUAGCACUUACUGCUGCCUUUGAGGACAGAUAAGUCCCCCUUAAUGAAACACAAACACCAGCGUUCAGACUGAAAGCAAUAGGCCUGGGUAUCAGGAUAAGGACAACUGGCAGGAGUUUCAGAAACAUUUUUGGUAACUAGUUUGCUAGUGUUUCACCAGGAAAUUAAAUACAGGCAGAGCAUCCAAAUCACUAUGUUCAACAAGGCUCUUCCAAGGUCCUUAGCCUUUUGGAAAGUGGUUAGAGGUUAAGGAUGCUGCAGCCCCAUCUUCAAAGAUGAGGUAGUCAGAUGAGUUCAAUGGCAAUGAGGAAAAUGAGGGUUUUAUAGAAGAGAAAAGUCUCAAAGCUUAAAAAGGUUUGGGGAGUUUGAAUGGAUGUUACUCAGGAGUUUUCCAAAUUGGUCACCCCCACCAACACUACACUUCCACUGCUAGAAAUAAAAAUAAAGUGGGUUUGACAAGGUGGAGAGAGCAAGAGAAAAGAAAAUGAAAGCCCAAGGAAUUUGUACAUCCCUAUUCACUGCUGUAGGGCCUAAUCCCUCAUCGUGCUGCUGGAUCCUGCAAGCUGCUGAGAGUCAUUGAUUCCUAUUGCUGGACCUGCUCAGCACCUCACAGGGUUGGACCCUAAUGCAGAUGAAGAAGAAAUGUCCAAUGAGUACAUGUCACCUUGACUAGUCUACUCAACACCCCCUUGCAAUCAGCAGAAAGCAACUGGCUCAGCACUCUUUGACUGUGGUUAAUAAACUCCAUGUUGUCAGAGAACAAGGGAGAGUAAUAGCCCAUUUUUCAAGGUGUACAGAGCUUGAUUUGGUACCUAUGACUUUUAUGUCACAAGCUAUGGUUCCUUUUAUCCCUGGCUCACCUUGAUGGCCUUUGUGUGAUGCAAGGUGUAUAUAUUGUAAUACAAACCACUUGCCAUCAUUCCCCUCACACAUGCUCCUUAAAGAGCUGUUCACCUUCUUUUCCCAAGCUGUGGGUGUAACUAUUUCAAUAAAAGAAGCACAUCUGUUUGACA
Alligator sinensis (Chinese alligator) is the source of this 6217-nucleotide messenger RNA. Its product is annotated as rho GTPase-activating protein 20-like. Gene Ontology annotation, biological process: signal transduction; regulation of Rho protein signal transduction. Gene Ontology annotation, molecular function: GTPase activator activity. The transcript is spliced from 16 exons. The coding region runs from base 374 to 3748 and encodes 1124 amino acids. Lineage: Eukaryota; Metazoa; Chordata; Crocodylia; Alligatoridae. The record is from RefSeq and is a predicted model, not a curated record.